Molecule: messenger RNA, 1491 nt
Organism: Peronospora farinosa
Lineage: Eukaryota; Oomycota; Peronosporomycetes; Peronosporales; Peronosporaceae
Source: the annotation of a GenBank genome assembly
AUGACGAGUCUAGGCGUGAAGCAUCAAGAGCUCGCGUUAUUUGACGCUGACGGUCGUCCGACGUCUCCAAUUUCUGUGCAAACUGAAGACAAGAGUGUGCAAGUAUUACGUGGAGGUCUACGUGCUGUAUUACAACCGUUAGGGCUGAGACUACUGCAGAAUGCCGGUGUCAAGCGCAAGGACGCUUUUGUCCUUGUGCUGGAUAAUAAUCGCACGAGUGUCGCCUGUAUCUUGGCGGCUAUGCACUUACAAUGUGUCUGUGCAUUGGUGAGUUCAAGUCGCGUGGCGCUACUGGACCACGUCAAGACGCAGACAGGCAUUACUAAAGUACUUAUUGUGAAUGACACGACCUCCUCCGUGAACGUCCAAGACGUUAUCAAUUCUCAAGCUGCAGGAGACUCUCCGACGGAAUGGACAACAAUUCCAUGGCUAAGAGAGGACAGAGUUGCAAAAAAUGGAUGUGUCUGUUUGCUCACGUCAGGCAGCAUUGGUGACCCCAAAGUUGUGGCGUGUACGUGGGACCACAUGUUGCUACAAGGCGAGUCAACGCAUCAACAGCUUUUCCCCAACGGACCGGCACGUCUUAUUUGUGGGACGUCCAUUUCGCACGCGUUUUCGAUCAACACCAUAUUCGCGCUGUUUACGUCUCCGUACGACGCGCAGUCGAAUCUUUGCUUCGCCUCUAGUGCUGCAGGACUCUACUCGCUGCUCGCUCAGCGCAGUGAGCUCUUUACGGUGUUCUAUGCGACGCCUGGGACGUACACCGCACUAGCCGCAAUACCGCCAACUAUGCUGCAUGUCGACAUUUCUUACUGCGCAGGUACACGUCUCUCACUGCCAUUGUUUUGCAAAAUGAGAGACAAGUACGGACUGCUGUUGAUGCAAAACUACGGCUCGACGGAGAUGGGAGACAUGGCGGCAUGGUGUCUACAUGGGAAGAACUUCGAUGCAGAGCUGAAAAAGAUGGAAAGCAACGAGAAACAGCUCUAUGUCGGCAAUGUGUGGCCUGGUGUGGAGACCUGUACCACAGACAACGGCGAGGUCAUGAUGAAGACUCCGUGGCAGGCAGAAGGGUAUGUAAAGGCAGGCGUGUUGCUCCGCUUUAAUCGGUUGCAUCACACGUUUGAUCUUGGUAUUGUCACGCAAGACAAAAAUGGAGUUGACUGUGUAUGGCUUCAGAAGCGUAUCCGUCCAAAAGUUGAGAUUGCAUGGCGAGGUCAGCGCAUGACGUUCUCGCCCAACAAGAUCGAAACUGUGCUUGUGUCACACCCCAGCGUAUCAGACGUUCUCGUGCUUAUCCAGAGUAAAGCGAACCGCGAAAAAAGCAUCAUCCGAGCUCGAGUUGUUCUAAACGAUGAUGCUACUGUUGAUAUAUCCGAUUUGAAGCAAUGGUGCAUCGAUCACCAUUUGCCAGCAUUGCGAGACACGUUGGUUGUCGAAAUAUCAAAAUUCUUGCCUUGCAGCUCAGCUGGAAAGCUAAUGUAUGCGUGA